This is a messenger RNA of Liolophura sinensis, 5372 nucleotides long. RefSeq names its product fatty acyl-CoA reductase 1-like. Gene Ontology annotation, cellular component: peroxisome. The transcript has 14 exons. Bases 245 to 1807 code for a protein of 520 amino acids. Gene Ontology annotation, molecular function: alcohol-forming very long-chain fatty acyl-CoA reductase (NADP+) activity. NCBI's taxonomy places the organism in Eukaryota, Metazoa, Mollusca, Polyplacophora, Chitonida, Chitonidae. The record is from RefSeq and is a predicted model, not a curated record. Gene Ontology annotation, biological process: long-chain fatty-acyl-CoA metabolic process.
GGUUGUCACAGGCAACACAUCGGAGCGGACGCACACAGUCUCUGUUUCUUCGAUAGGAAAUUGACUCCAUUAGGUGCAGGCCACCUGGUUAAGGAGCUGGGAUUUUGUAUUUAAUAAACGGUGUAGUGUCAGUUUAACUUGUGCAGCCUCCAGGGAAGGGACAGUGUUUGGAGAAAACCUGUCGAGCAGGAAGAUAUCAGAGGGCCGAUAUACCGAUUUGCGAAUAAGAUUGACAGCAUCCAAUAUGUCAUCCAUCUCCGUGCCCGAAUUCUACAAAAACAGAUGUAUCUUUAUCACGGGUGGCACAGGCUUUCUCGGGAAGGCCUUGUUAGAGAAGCUAUUACGCUCCUGUCCCGAGGUCCGCUGUAUUUAUGUUAUGAUCCGGCCAAAGAGAGGCAAAGAUAUCCAUGAGCGACUGGAAGCCCUCUUGGACACAAGUUUAUUUGACAAGGUGCGAACAGAACAACCAGGUUUUGAAAAUAAAGUGAUUGCUAUCGGUGGUGAUAUCUUGGACGAUAACCUUGGUAUAACAGAGGAGGAUCAGCAAACCCUGGUGGAAAAUGUCUCUAUCAUCUUUCAUUCUGCGGCCACAGUCAAGUUUGAUGAGGAACUCAAAUUAUCUAUACAGAUGAAUGUUCUAGGAGUGCGAAAGAUACUGAAGCUUGCUCAUAAAAUAAAAAAGCUGGAGGCAUUGGUACAUGUGUCCACAGCGUAUGCCAACUGUGAUAAGGAGCAAAUAGCAGAAGCAGUGUAUCCUCCCCCACUACAGCCACACAAACUCAUCAAUGCAGUCGAGUGGAUGGAUGAUGAGGUGAUUACAACACUGACCCCCAAGCUGACUAAACCCCGCCCCAACACGUACACGUACACCAAAUCAAUGGCUGAGUACCUGCUGACAGAAGAGAGAGGGGACAUACCAGUGGCUAUUGUCAGGCCCUCCAUUGUUGGGGCCACCUGGCUAGAACCAGUGCCUGGAUGGGUGGACAAUUUUAAUGGCCCCACUGGGUUGUUAGCAGCAAUUGGUAAAGGUGUUUUGCGAAUAAUGAAAGGUGACUUCCAUGGCACUUCUGACAUCAUCCCUGUUGACAUUGCGGUGAAACUUCUUAUAGCAGCUGCCUGGUACACAGCAGUCGAGAGACCGAAGGAUGUGAAAGUAUAUAACGGUACAACAGGACAGAUCAAUAGGUUUACCUGGGGAGAAAUGGAGCGUAUGUCUCACCAGUACUUCCUGAAGAAUCCUGUCAACAGUAUGGCGCGUCUCCCAAACCCGAGAUUCACAAAGAAUGCGUUUUGGCAUGAUCUCAAUGUGUUUUUCGAUCACAUCAUACCAGCUUACUGUAUGGACCUUUAUUUGAGAAUAGCAGGACGGAAACCCAUUUUUGUCAAAGUACAGGACAGGCUACAGAAGGCAGUGAAGAGCCUGGAUUACUUCACCUCUAAUCAGUGGAACUUUGCUAAUGAUAAUUUCCACAUGCUUCUGAACAAACUGUCCCCUGAAGACAGACAGAUAUUCAACUUCGACCCUAGGAUGAUCCAGUGGUCUCUCUAUAUGGAGAACUACUGUCUGGGAACAAAGAAAUUUGUGUUGAAGGAAGAAUUGUCAGAGUUGCCUGCAGCUAGAAGAGCUUUAGCCAGGUUGAAGAAGAUAACCCUAGUCUUUAACACCAUCCUAGCCAUUGUUAUCUGGAGGGUGUUGGUGGGUCGGGUGCGAGUAGCCCGGGACUUGUGGAACCUGGUUCUGCGCUGGACUUCGUACAUCCUUAUGAAGUUACCUCGUGCAUUCAAAUCAAGCUCCGCCUCUGCGUAACCAAUUGGCUGUGACAAGUCGCUGAUGAGGCUGUCAGCUGUGAAGCUCUAGAUUGCUUAAGCCUGUGUCUCUCCCUUGGUCAGUUGGCCCUGGCACGGAAACGUCUGACCAAUCCGUCUGCAGGUAGAAGUUAAGUUCUGUCUACACAAGGUACCAGUUGUAGUCAGUGUAGGUGAUAACACAGUGAUAAUCUAGCAUAUCAGGAUUAUAAGGUGCUUUUUUGAACAGAUGUCAAGCCAUGAUAAACAACAUCUUGAGUGUUAAAUGUUCAGUUGUUACAAAACAUGUUCUCUUUCUGAAGCAAUCACUCCGUCUUGUUACUCCAUGACAUUACAGUACCAGAGUAGGAGAGUCAAAGGCCAGCAUACCUGUUCCUUACCUGAACUCAUCUCUUUUAUAUCUUCAUGGUGUAAAUGCAUCAGGAUUAUCAGUCAAGUUUUCCACCUCUAACCAUGUCUAGUUAACCUGUCAGUUGACAAAUCAUCAAAAUAACUCUUAUCGAACUACAAAGGAAAAACUGGUUACUGUGUCCUGUACAGAUUCAAUCCAGGUGUGUUCGUACAGCUAAAAAAUAGGCUACGAUAGAUUACCAGCCAGGAUUUUGCUUCUGCUAUCAUCAUGGGACUAUUUUCAUUUUCCAAUUAUACAUGUAUAUGUAUUAUACAUGAAACAGAUUUGUCUAUGAGACAUAUUAAUAUGUGAAAAAUUAAAGAAAAUUAAAGUGUAAAUAGUAGAUUUAAAUAGACAUAGACAUUUGUAUCUUAUGUGGAAUAUGCAUAUGUGACAUGAGAACAGGGUCUAAAUGCAGUGAUAUCCUACAUGAUCUGUCAGUGAUAAGGCGGAGUAGUUAGAUUAAAGCAGUACCCAGGAAGUAGUUCUCUUGUGCAUAGUGUGUGUAUUGUUUUUACCACUAGAAAUAGUAAGGCUGUUGGAUUCUGGGACAGCGUGUGUUCAUGGGAUGAAAUAUUCUAACACCGUUAGCACUGAAUGCAAUACAUGGACUGUGAUGUUGCAUAUACUGGUUUUUGUCUUCUCAAAAAAAAAAAAAAAAAAUCACCUAUAAUUUCAUUGAAUUCUUUUACCAACUAAUAACUCUGUACACUAAUUUGGAACCAAAUAUUGUGAAAUUAUAUUUCAUUUACAGUAAAUGUGUAAGCCUCAUAUAAAUUCAUGUGUUUUUUUCACCAAUUAAUCACCCAUCUAUGUUACAGUUCAACCUGGCUAUCAGUUUGUGAACAAUUCCAUUAAAUUUUAGUUGUAAGCAAAGAAAUGAAUUCCUUUCUCUUGAACAUAGACAUUUGCCCCAGGGCAAGCUCUGCUCACUUCAAUUCUCAUGUGUGGGUAAUAUGAGAAGACUCAGCAAUUUAAUUUGAAUAUCGCCUUCUGUUAUGGUGGGUAGGCCUUUGUUCCAAUAGGUAUGGUUGCGCAAACAAGAACGUAUUCCAUGGAGUUGUGAUCAAUGGUUACCCUUUCCCAAAUUAUUCAAGAAAUGAAUGUAUGACCAUCACUUGUGUGAUACAUGACAUGAGAAGUAACUAAAAAAAAAAAUCUUCAGCACUGCAGCCAGCACUCAGUCAAUUGUUUGUAUACGCCCCGGUCCACUUCCCGCAAGCCUUCAUUGAAGUUAUAUCGAUUAUGGUUUUAAACAUAAGUCAAAUAAAUGAACAACAUUUGCCUGAAAUCUCAUUCUCUAUGUGAACAAGUUCUUGGUUGUGGAACAACAAUGUUGUUCACUAACCAUUGCCAGAGCCAAAGAACAAGUUUUGGAUCAGACAUCAUUCUUAUCUCCUAGCGGAUUAAUUAACUCUGCGAAAAUCAUAUCUUUUUUUUUCUUUUUUUUUUGCCUUAGGGUUGUACAACUCGUUGAAUAUAUUACUAAUCUUCCAUGAGGGUCUCCAGUAAACAGAAAUAUGUGUAUAAUAUGCAACCAAAACUAAAAUGACUGAUUGAAAUACUAAAGACUUAAUAGUACUUAAAGGAAUAUUGGCAAAAUGGGCUUUAGUGUUAAUUUAUUCUGUGAAUUAUGUACAUUGUGUGAAAAGUGGAUAACAUUUUAAAAAUAAUCCAUAAUCAGCCUAUUAUACCUUUCUUGGGCAGGCAUUCAUCAGUGGCAUAAUUAGUCAGUCAUUCAUCAAGAUAGACAUGUUCAUAAAUUUUUAUGUUUAAACUGGCUACCCAGCUGAACAGUUUGGUGAUAUGCAUGUGUGGUGUUGACGUCCAUGAGUGCAAUCAAACAACAUGUUGAACAAGUGCUAUAUAUUGCUAUUGUUGCACUGUUGCACAUGUCUUUUAUUGGUAUUGCAAGCAAGAUGACAUAUUUUCAUUAGACAUAAUAUGGGCUGUAUUUUCCCUUUUUGUGAUGCCAAUGUUUCUACCUUGAGGAAUAUUUUAUUGAUGUUUACAUGUUAUGUUGUAGCUCAAAUGACCUGUAAUACAUUUCUCAUAGAUUAUAUAUAUAUAUCUCAUUAUCCCAUCAUAAUAUCACAUUGCUGCUAUUUAUUAAUAGUGAUUUCUUUUUUAACGUGAACAAGUGUCCUGUAUAUGGCUAUGCACUUUAUUGACAAUGAACCAUGACUCCAGUGAGUAUAUAAUGAAUCUGUAGGAAAUAAAUGUGCCCACCAAUACCAUAAUAUGGUUCACACAAUGAUGGAACUUUACACAAUGUAUUAAGCAGUCCAUUAUUAGAAUAAUGUUAAUGUACUAGACAAGCUUGUCCUGUUAUAAAGUAAUAUGGCAAAUAAUGAGCCUUUAUACUGAGCUGUUUGUCUUCAUACAUGUAUAUAUAUAUGUAUAUUUCUCUAUUUUGUUGAACUGUGUUUUUUUGUGUGUGUUCAUCACAAACAUCUUUGUUUUUCAUUAUUUUGCAGCAUACUUAUUGGUAUGAUCUCUAUAUCUGGCAUGUUCCAUCAACAAAAAUGCAUUUAUUUGAUGAUGACAUUCUCUAAAUUUGUUGUGUAUAAAGUUAUUAUUAUUUUGAGCAUAGCCUGUUUUGUAUUCCCAGACCAUAAUUAUUGUUACAUAAAUCUUGGUCAUGAAAUAUCAGGGUUCAUCUGAUAUCAGUGAUGUGAACAGGCAGGCAGCUAGACUUCUUCAUACAAAUAUAAUAAUGAAUAAAAACGAUAAAACUUAGCUUUAAUAAGCACAUUUAUUAGCAUGCCGUUUCCUGUUAAACUGACACUUAGUGGCUUGGUUGCACUGUGUUGAUUGCCAAAGAAAAUAAAUCACUGGUUUGUUUACACUCCAGCCUACUUUGUUUCUUUCUGUUUCGAGCUGUAGUCAUUUUCAUGAAAUUGUGCAUGAAAAGCUCCCUGUUAUACACACUAUCUGAGUUGAAGCUUCAUAAAAGUUACAUGUCUGGCAGAAAAAAUAUGUGUGAAAGUGUUUCCAUCAGUUUACUAAUAAGGAUUAGAAUUUAAUGUUAACAAAUUAUGGCCAAGUGUGCUGUAUUUUUUUAAAUGCGGGGUUGUUGGCUUGAAACAUUAUUAACAUGUGGAAAUCUUUAAAGAUGUUCUGGUAAAUGUCAGUUUUUAGUGAUCAUUGAAUUUAUUUUGGUAAUGCAAUAUAC